This is a messenger RNA of Zasmidium cellare ATCC 36951, 570 nucleotides long. RefSeq lists its product as uncharacterized. The record is from RefSeq and is a predicted model, not a curated record. The transcript has 3 exons. Gene Ontology annotation, biological process: fungal-type cell wall organization. Bases 1 to 570 code for a protein of 189 amino acids. Gene Ontology annotation, molecular function: structural constituent of cell wall. Gene Ontology annotation, cellular component: fungal-type cell wall. NCBI's taxonomy places the organism in Eukaryota, Fungi, Ascomycota, Dothideomycetes, Mycosphaerellales, Mycosphaerellaceae.
AUGCGUUUCGCUGUCGCUGCCUCCGGCCUCGUCGCCGUCGCCUCUGCCAGCCUCCAGGGCUACGCUCCCCCCGCAGGAUAUGCGCCUGCGUCCAACGCGACCUCGGCCGCUCCACCAAGCUACGUGACGGAGGUCCUCACUUCGUACACCACCUACUGCCCUGGCCCAACCAGCAUCACCCACAACGGCGUCACUUACACCGUGACUGAGGCUACUACCCUCACCAUCACCAACUGCCCGUGCACCGUUACCAAGCCAGCCUACUCGUCAGUCGUGUCCUCCUGCUCCACAUGCUCCACCCCAGCUGCCCCAACUACUCCAGCUGCCCCAUCCUACCCAGCCUCGAGCCCAGUCUCCCCAGUCGCUCCGUCGAGCCCAGUCGCCCCAGCUCCAUACCCAUCCGGCAACGCCACCGUCCCAGCCUACACUCCACCAGCCACUGGCACCGGUGCCUACACCCCACCGGCCUCGACCAGCCCAAUCGCCCCAGGCUACACUGGUGCCGCCAGCAAGGCCUCGUUCGGCUUUGCCGGUCUCUUGGCCGCCGCUGGUCUCGUUGCCGCCCUCUAA